AUGACAUUCACGGAGAUCCACGAAGCCGCAGACGACAAAGGGAAUCCCACAGCCGACGAAACCCAGAAGGCUGCGCCGUUGGCAGAAGCUCGCAGUCCAGAGUUCGAUGUCUGGGCCAAAGCGGACGACCAGCUCGUUGACUUUGCCAAUGGUGCCAUCCGCCAUUGUAUAUCGAAGCAUAAGUCCAAGGUCAUAAGGGAUGGGUAUUUCCACCGCUCUCGCCACAUCAUCUGCUUCACCCAUGAGGACGAAUUCGUCUCGGCACCUGUUUCAAGCAGCUAG
Pyricularia oryzae 70-15 is the source of this 282-nucleotide messenger RNA. RefSeq lists its product as uncharacterized. Bases 1 to 282 code for a protein of 93 amino acids. The record is from RefSeq and is a predicted model, not a curated record. NCBI's taxonomy places the organism in Eukaryota, Fungi, Ascomycota, Sordariomycetes, Magnaporthales, Pyriculariaceae. The transcript has 4 exons.